Molecule: messenger RNA, 477 nt
Organism: Phytophthora nicotianae INRA-310
Lineage: Eukaryota; Oomycota; Peronosporomycetes; Peronosporales; Peronosporaceae
Exons: 4
Coding region: 1-477 (158 amino acids)
Molecular function (GO): nucleic acid binding
Source: RefSeq, a predicted model, not a curated record
AUGGAGAGCACCUUGCCGUUAACUGCUGUUCACAAGGCGCACCGCCUCGAUUGGUCUAAAACUAUGGUCGUCAUGCCGCAAGAGGGCUGGCAGCGCAUCAUUUUUUCGGACGAAAAAAAAUUCAACUUAGAUGGGCCUGACGGACUCCGCAACUACUGGAGAGACAUCCGACGUGAUCCGAGGACUACCGUUAGACGGCAGAACGGUGGUGGAUCUGUUAUGGUUUGGGGAGCAUUCAGUUUCAAGGUACAAAGUGUGGGUGGCCGGAUUAAUUUGGCCAGGAGUGUAACCGCUCUCCAACACCAAAACGAACCUCCGACCUGUAGUGCUGUCAUCAAGACGAUCGACCAUGACCAAGUCCAGACCUUCAGUCAGCCGGAACCAGCCAGCAACUCGGAGAAAACUGCCGUCAAGUUCAAGCCACUGCUGCAUAUCUCGGACGGAUGUCAUCCGUACGCUGCUGUGGGGAAUGAGUAA